GAGCCCAUUGCCUUCAUGGGAGGGAUGUUUGCAGGACUUUUGAGGCUUGAUUUGAACGAAGAUCCCCUCAAGGAAUGGGUUACUAGGACUGUUGAAGCCUCUGGGAUUACGGAAGAAGCGAUCACCUCUGAAGAUGCCAAACAAGAAGAAAUACCACAACAGAUAGAGAUUGAAUGA
Ilex paraguariensis (yerba mate) is the source of this 177-nucleotide messenger RNA. Lineage: Eukaryota; Viridiplantae; Streptophyta; Magnoliopsida; Aquifoliales; Aquifoliaceae. The record is from the annotation of a GenBank genome assembly.